Hyaena hyaena (striped hyena) is the source of this 4319-nucleotide messenger RNA. RefSeq names its product 6-phosphofructo-2-kinase/fructose-2,6-biphosphatase 3 (gene PFKFB3). Gene Ontology annotation, molecular function: 6-phosphofructo-2-kinase activity; fructose-2,6-bisphosphate 2-phosphatase activity; ATP binding. The coding region runs from base 351 to 1910 and encodes 519 amino acids. The record is from RefSeq and is a predicted model, not a curated record. Gene Ontology annotation, biological process: fructose 2,6-bisphosphate metabolic process; fructose metabolic process. NCBI's taxonomy places the organism in Eukaryota, Metazoa, Chordata, Mammalia, Carnivora, Hyaenidae. The transcript is spliced from 15 exons. Gene Ontology annotation, cellular component: cytosol.
CCGAGGCGAGCGGGUGGGGAGGCGUCCGAGCCGAGCGGCGACUGCGGCUGUCACUGCGCCCCGGGCAUCCCGAGGGCUCCCCGAGUGGCCGCGCCCGGCCCUGCGGCGGCGGCCCGGGCAGCCCCAGCCGCCGGCCCCCCGCGCAGCGCCCGUGCAGCCUCACGCCCCGAGCGGUCGUUCGUGAUUGAGCACAAAGCACGUUUCCCCGAAGCGGCGCACGGGCGAGCCCCCGCGCCGCGCUCUCGCGCACGCACCCCCUCUUCCCCUUUGUUUCGGGGGUCGGCAGGCUCUCCUCCCCAAGUCUGACUUCUUCGCGGGGGGCGGAGGCCCGCCGAGUCCAGGCCGUGAAGAUGCCCCUGGAGCUGACACAGAGCCGGGUGCAGAAGAUCUGGAUCCCCGUCGACCACCGCCCCUCGCUGCCCAGAUCCUGUGGGCCGAAGCUGACCAACUCCCCCACCGUGAUCGUCAUGGUGGGGCUCCCGGCCCGGGGCAAGACGUACAUCUCAAAGAAGCUGACUCGCUACCUCAACUGGAUUGGCGUCCCCACAAAAGUGUUCAACGUCGGCGAGUACCGCCGCGAGGCCGUCAGACAGUACAGCUCCUACAGCUUCUUCCGCCCCGACAACGAGGAAGCCAUGAAAGUCCGCAAGCAGUGUGCCCUGGCCGCCCUGAGAGAUGUCAACAGCUACCUGACGAAGGAAGGGGGCCAAAUUGCCGUGUUCGAUGCCACCAAUACCACCAGGGAGAGGAGACACAUGAUCCUUCAUUUUGCCAAAGAAAAUGACUUCAAGGUGUUUUUCAUUGAGUCCGUGUGCGAUGACCCGAUGGUUGUGGCCUCCAACAUCAUGGAAGUUAAAAUCUCCAGCCCGGAUUACAAAGAUUGCAACUCAGCAGAAGCCAUGGACGACUUCAUGAAGAGAAUCAGUUGCUACGAAGCCAGCUAUCAGCCCCUCGAUCCCGAUAAAUGUGACAGGGACCUGUCCCUGAUCAAGGUGAUCGACGUGGGCCGGAGGUUCUUGGUGAACAGGGUUCAGGACCACAUUCAGAGCCGCAUCGUGUACUACCUGAUGAACAUCCACGUGCAGCCCCGCACCAUCUACCUGUGUCGGCACGGCGAGAGCGAGCACAACCUCCAGGGGAAGAUCGGAGGGGACUCGGGUCUGUCUAGCAGGGGCCGGAAGUUUGCCAACGCCCUGAGCAAGUUUGUGGAGGAGCAGAACUUGAAGGACCUCAGGGUGUGGACCAGCCAGCUGAAGAGCACCAUCCAGACGGCGGAAGCCCUGCGUCUGCCCUACGAGCAGUGGAAGGCGCUCAACGAGAUCGAUGCCGGGGUCUGUGAGGAGAUGACAUACGAGGAGAUCAAGGACACGUACCCCGAGGAGUACGCUCUGCGGGAGCAAGACAAGUACUACUACCGCUACCCCACCGGGGAGUCGUACCAGGACCUGGUGCAGCGCCUGGAGCCCGUGAUCAUGGAGCUGGAGCGGCAGGAGAACGUGCUGGUCAUCUGCCACCAGGCCGUCCUGCGUUGCCUCCUCGCCUACUUCCUGGAUAAGAGCGCAGAGGAGAUGCCGUACCUGAAAUGCCCCCUUCACACCGUCCUGAAACUGACCCCCGUCGCUUACGGCUGCCGUGUGGAGUCCAUCUACCUGAACGUGGAGUCCGUGAGCACACACCGCGAGAGGUCAGAGGAUGCAAAGAAGGGACCUAACCCGCUCAUGAGACGCAAUAGUGUCACCCCACUAGCCAGCCCCGAGCCCACCAAAAAGGCUCGCAUCAACAGCUUUGAGGAGCAUGUGGCUUCUACCUCCGCUGCUCUGCCCAACUGCCUGUCCCCGGAGGUGCCCACGCAGCUGCCUGGACAAAACAUGAAAAGCACCCAGACCGGCAUCGACUCCAGGACCCACUGAGGCAGACCCUCGGCUCCUGCCAGCUCUGUUCCUGCAGCUUCUACGUAGUGCUUUUCCAUCUGCCCAAGGCCAGCCAUCCCCAGGACGUCUUCUGGAACAGGGCGGGUGAGGCAGAAGAGGGGCCUGCCCGACAGAGCGCCAUGCCCCCGGGAGGCCCUCACCGAGUGUGGACCCCACCCCACGCCCCCCCGGCCUCGUUGACCCCCCCACCCCAAGGCUCGGAAAGGAAAGUGAGCAGUGGAAGAGGUGAGAGAGGGCCCCGAGGAGGGAUGUUGGCCUCCAGGCUGUGCCAUUCUGUUGAGUUUCUGGGAUCCUGACCUGGUACGUUCCAAGCACGGGGAGAGGACCCUGGCCCCGGAAUCCUAAAACCGAAGGGGGCCUAGUUGCUGAAGAAGAAGGGAUGUUGAAGACUGUCACAAGGCUCUUCCGUUGCCUCUUGAGGGCAGGACCCUGGCACGUGCUGGGCUGGGGCCGGUCCCGGAGGAGGAGGUGGGUGAGGGCUCUGAGCAGGACUCACCUGUCACAAGCAGCCGCCAUAUGGCGUCUACACAGCUUCCAGCCUCCGAGGACGCUAACUAACGCACAGUGUGGCGGUGCGGGCAGAAGGAAAUCUCUGCAGGAACAGCCCCGGGGCUUCACCCCUGCUGCAGCUCUGCUGUCUCUGCCCUCCUGCCCGUCCGAAGGCCGCCUUCCGGCACCCCCGCCGCCCCCACCCCCACCACCCCCCUGGCCACGGGAGUGGCUUGCUUUUGCACUUUUUAAAUGGCAGAAGGCGGGGCCUGAAAGUUGUACCUCCUCUUGAAGAACUCAGAUGUUUGGGGUUUGUGCCCUUGGGGGCUGGGGCUCGGAAAGAACGUGGUGAGUCAGGCGUGCCCGUGAGAUGGGGAGCUCGGAGGGACCCCAGGAAACCAGCUUGAAAGCAAGUCGCUCAGAUCAUGGCCAGGCUGACCCGGGGGGUGCCACAGAGGCGAUCAAGGGUCACCUCCUUCCUCCAGGAUGUCCACCGCCUCCGUGUGCUUCCCAGGUGGGGACCGUGGCCCCGCGGAGACCUUGCUUGAGGCCACGCCCUCCAAGAGGCUGUCCGUGGUCUCCCAGCAGGACUGAGCUCAGUCCACUGAGCUCUCCACGUCCUGGGAAGAGGCGGUGGCUCGAGUCUCAGACGAAACGAUUUGGAGAUUCCAUGGCAGGAUUUGUCCACAUGACCCUUUGAAGGAUCUCUCAAAGCUGGUGCCAGAGGUCACUUCCCCUUGCUCGCCCUCUGCUUUCGAGCCCGACGGUCUCGCCCCCUCUUGUCUUAUGAGACCGGUACCAGGAGCGCCGUUGUGGGGGCUUGGACACCCAGAGAGGGCGCCGGACCACACGUGUUCUCUGGUUGGGGUUCAGUGGGAAACUGGGACAUGCUGUGGAUGCCCUACAGUCAAGUUCAUGGGUUUCACAACGAAACAUUCAAAUCCCACCCCGCCCCCACCCUUCCCCAACCGGGCACCGUGCCCGAGGAUGUCUGUGCAUCUCUGUUUCUGUGUCACCAAAGAAGGGCUCUCCUCCCUUCCCUGCCUUCUGAGUCUCGUCAGACGGCGAGCGUGCCCGGGCACAAGCGUGUGCUUGUACGUUGGCCUUUAGCAGCCCCGCUCUCGCGAAUGGCUUCCUUACGUCCCGCUCUCCGGCCCCCUUUUCACGGCGGUUGUCGGAGCCCUGGCUGGCUUUGACCCUUAACCACCGAUGCACGUGGGGCCGCGUGUGGGGGCACCGCCCGCCUCCGGCUGCUGAGGUCACUAGGGAAGCGAGCGUUCUGCGCAUGCCUCGAGGGGGUGACCGAGCAUGACCGCGGCCGAGGAGAGAGACCUCAGAGGGUGUGGAACACUGCCCAGCUGAAAGCCGCGAUCCCACUUGGGGCGCCAGAUGGACGGCGUAUUUGACCCGCAUUCACGGGGCUCCUGCCACCCUGACUGUUGCCUCUCACCCCCCGAGACCCCCUGAAAACUACCUGGGACCAAUUUUGUUAACUUGGCUGUUUGUGGGUGGGUUUACCCUUCUCCUCACUCUGUCCGGAGACCGUGGGCAAAGCCCAUCGUUGGUGGGGAGAAGAGAAAUGGCCACACCGACGACCUUUUUUGUUUGUAAUACUUGAAAUUUAUUUUUUUAUUAUUUUGAUAGCAGAUGUGCUAUUUAUUUAUUUAAUAUGUAUGAGGGAGCCUGAAAAUAGAAAGCUGUUUAGGUCGGAUGUAGUUGUUCGGUGGUUGGUUUUGGGGGGGCCUUUCACGUGUGACUUGUGACUUCUCUGUGUUCUGUACAGUUGUCUGAAUUAAUGACCUGGGAUAAGGCUGUGCCAGCUUUCAAACAGGGGAUGCUUUUCAGAAAUUUGUAUAUUUUGCAGUUGCCAGAAUAAAAUACCUGGUUGAAAUACGCUGA